Messenger RNA from Colletotrichum spaethianum, 210 nucleotides. RefSeq lists its product as uncharacterized. The record is from RefSeq and is a predicted model, not a curated record. NCBI's taxonomy places the organism in Eukaryota, Fungi, Ascomycota, Sordariomycetes, Glomerellales, Glomerellaceae. The transcript has 2 exons. The coding region runs from base 1 to 210 and encodes 69 amino acids.
AUGCACCCCGAGCGCCUGCUGCGAUACAGAACACCAUCAUACCGUUCGUCGUCGUUGCGAGCUCGCAAGGGGCAACCCGGUAUCAUGGAGAGCCGGGCAAGCCGGCCGCCCGGGCAUGACGUUCCUGCCGUCAUGGACAAACCCUCGGAAGUGCCACACUGCGGCCUGUCGCCCGAGCGGCGCCCCUUUCCCUCCGGUUCAUCGCCCUGA